This is a messenger RNA of Rotaria socialis, 2355 nucleotides long. Lineage: Eukaryota; Metazoa; Rotifera; Eurotatoria; Philodinida; Philodinidae. The record is from the annotation of a GenBank genome assembly.
UUGAAAAACGGCAUUCGUUUACAGUGGCCGUUUACGGCAGUCAUAUACGACGUUUUACGGCGUAUUACGUUAAUCGUAAACAAUGACCGUAAACUUUCGCCUUUUACGACUACCGUGAAAAUACGGCGACUGUAGACGACGGUCAUAUACGAAUUUUUACGAGGUAUUACGUUAAUGGUAAACAGUGAAUGUAAACGUUCGACUUUUACAACCACCGUGAAAAUACAGUGACUGUUAACGACAUUCAGAAUGUGCGAUAACACGGGGAAACAAACUGAUUUCAAUAGGCAAAAUCAAUCGAAAUCGCAUGAAAUCGGACGAAAUCAUCGAAAUCAGUAGAAAUCAUGGAAAUCAUCAGAAAACAAAAGGGAUUAUUUGAAAUAGCUAAAAAUCAUUCGAAAUCAUUUUAAACGAUCUGAAAGGUUUCAAGUAAAUUAGCCUUAUUUCACAUGAUUUCUUCAACUUUCUGUCGAUUCCCACAAAAUCCGGAUGAUUUUUGAUCAUUUCUAAUUAUUUCUAUUGAUUUCUCAUGAUUUCUAGUGAUCUUGAUAACUUUUUGGCGCCAUUGAAAAUCUUGAGGGUGUGGGUGUGGGUGUGGGUGUGGGUGGAUCUGGGUAUAACUGUUAUUUUCCGUUAAUCCCCAUUCGGACUCCCACAUCCACAACCACGCCCUCAAGAUUUAUUUUCGUUUUUAGUUAUUCAAUUCAGGGUUAGAUUUCAAAUCCGAAAUCUGAAAUCAGAUUUAUCUUCGAUUUCUUUUCGUCGAAUCUUCGUUUCGCGUCUUUCCCGAUUCAAGUUGAGUAGCAUGUCCACAAUUCAGUUUGUAUUGCGGUUUUCCUCAAAUCCCUGCUCAUCUUCCAGCCAAUUUCCAGUUUCCUAGAAAUCACUCAAGCUUUAAGUCGAAAGGUAAUGUUUUUUUUUUUUUAUAAAUGUAAUGAUUCUAAAAACCAAGUGGAAUCUUUUGGAAAUCGGCUGGAAAUCUUAAUUAAAUCUUUUGGAAAUCUGAAUGAAAUCCAUUUCAAAUCCAAAUGAAAUCUCGUUGAAAUCUAAACGAAAUCCUUUUGAAAUCCAAAUUAAAUCUUUUGGAAAUCUAAGCGAAAUCUUUUUGAAAUCUAAAUGAAAUCCUUCUGUAAUCUCAACGAAAUCUUAUUGAAACCCAAAUGAAAUCUGUUUUAAAUCCAAAUAAAAUCUUUUGGAAAUCUUAAUGACAUCCAUUUCAAAUCCCAUUUAAAUCUUUUUGAAAUUUAAAUGAAAUCCAUUUCAAAUCUAAAUGAAAUCUUAUUGAAAUCUAAAUGAAAUCUUUUUGAAAUCCAAAAUAGAAUCGUUUUGAAGUCCGAAUGAAAUCUGUUUGAUUUGCAGGUGAAAUCAUCGAGAAUAACGAAUGGAAAACGGCCGUUUACUUUGAUGUUCGGUAGUCGUGGUGGUCGUAAACGGCUGUAUAUGUUAAGAUACGGCGAUUCUCGUUGUCGUAAACUGUCGUUUCGUUCGAAAUACGACCGUGUCACGGCACUGUUUUUAACGUUUACGAGUAUUUAUCUUCAUAUUUCCUUGCUUGUUGGCAAACUCGGCAACGUUCAAGGCUACAGAAAGGAAAAAUAUGUUCGACCCGAGAACUUGAUUCGUCGGGUGUUAUCUCAAUCCAGUUGUUCAAGUCCAAGCGAUUGUCAAUCAAAAUGGGGCUACUGUGGAACAGGAUCGGAUUACUGUGGGGAUGGCUGUCAAGGAGGUCCAUGCUUGGGAAAUAAUAACCCUAGUGGAGGUAGAGGUGGUGGUUCGGUUGGUGUUAUAGACAGCAAUGCAUUUGCCUGUGUUUUCAACACAAUCGAUUCUUCAGCGCGUACUAAACAAUUUGGUGCACUUAUAGCAUCAGGCUGGACACCUAAUAACAAAGAUGAAGCUGCUGUUUUUCUUGCUCAUGUAUAUCAUGAGACAGAUGGACUCAAGACAAUGCGAGAAUAUUGCGCUCCAGGGUGUGGACCUCAAUACUCAAGCUCAUGGUGUAGUAUCAAUGCAGCACCAGGCAAAUAUUACUAUGGUCGAGGUUGGUUCCAACUAUCAUAUUCAUGUAACUAUUAUAAUGCUGGUCAAUCUCUUGGUGUUGAUCUUUUGAACAAUCCAGACUUGGUUGCAACUAAUCUUAUGAUAGCCGUAAAAACAGCCGUCUGGUUUUUCAAAACGAACAAUAUGGAAGGACCAGCCCGACGAGGAGAUUUUGCUGCUACAACGCGCAUUCUCAAUCCUAUUGAGUGUAACGGUGGUUCAGGUUACCAAAAUCAAUUGACCCGCGUAGCAACGUACAGACGUGUCCGUCAAUGCUUCAACCUUGGAUCGCCGACAAUAAAUCCUAUCUGUUAG